AUGGAAAUCCCAUUCCGGCCUCAGCUUAAUCGGAACGACGUCGAAUACGAACCUAACCGUUUUAAUGUUGGGGUUGAUUUCGGCUCUACCUACUCAGCUGCCACAUUUGUUUUAUUGUCCGCCUCGAACAAUCGCCUACUGGCGUCGGAUAUUAAGAUGGUACUCUACCGAGCUGCUACCGGCCAAAAUCGGGCCAAUCACUGUGAGGUCCCAACUGUAUUGCGCUACGAAGAUAUUUGUACACGAUGGGGCUGGGAUGCAAAGCUAGUCGAAGAGUCUGGAGAUGCUCCGUCAGGGACGUUCGUCGACAUGAUCAAAUUGCUUCUAGACGAAGCCGAGCUAACAGAUGAGGUUUAUCGAGACCUUCAUCGACAGCGUGUGCUAGACAACAUCAGACAUUUGAACAAAACGGUCAUUGACCUUCUUGUGGAUUUCCUCACCCCGUUCUUCAAGCAUAUCAUGAACUUUAUGACUGCUAAUGGCGACUACGACCCUAGAGACAAUAUCGAGCUAGAAUGCACGGUUCCGGCGAUAUGGAAAGAAACGGCGAGACGAAAGAUGCUGAUAGCUAUUGAUAAAGCCGGCCAGAAGUCCGGGUUUGGAUUUGGGAAAGCCGUCUGGUUCGUCUCGGAGCCUGAAGCAGCCGCAUCUUACGUUCUGAAGAUGAAUCCAAAUUGGCAUUUGCAGGAAGGUGAAAAUAUCCUUCUUUGUGAUGCAGGAGGUGGGACAGUGGAUUUAAUUACAUAUACUGUUACCAAUCAGAAGCCCCUUAGAGUUCAGGAGGCUGUUGGCGGUACUGGAUGUUUUGAGCAGACGCUUCAGAGGCUAGAUCGCGCAAAGUUCGUUGAUGGCAAGAAGUCGCAAGAAAUGAAACUUCAGAUAGCAAAGAACGUCACCCUCCACUUUGAGAAGUUCAUCAAGCCCACGUUUGAGGGAGAAGGAGACCUUAAAUAUAAUGCGCCAGUCCCACGGCUGAUGGCAAAUCCUGACGACGAGUUCAGAGACGACCUUAUUACCUUCACACCUGAGCGCCUGAAUCUUAUAUUUGACCCUGUGAUUCGCCAAGUCUGGGACCUCAUACAAUCUCAACUAGAAAGUGCUCGCUGUGAGAAUUUUGCGGUUCAGAAAGUGUGUUUAGUCGGAGGCUUUGGAGGGUCUCCAAGACUCCGAGGGUAUUUGAAGGAAAUGCUCAACGGCUGGGUCGCCAAGCACAGUCUGAGGUCAAUCGACUUUUUCGUGCCAGAUGCGCCGGAUAUUGCGAUUGCUUACGGUGCCACCUUAAGAUCCAUGGAUAAAAAGAAUGGCGCACCUAGAAAAUGUCGGUCGAGUCUUGGAAUAGCCACGAGCAUAGAGUAUGACAAAAGCUCUGCCGCUCAUAAGAAUGCCACGCCAGAAAAUUUUAGGUUCGUCAACAAAAAAUAUGUUUGUAACUGCCUGGACUGGAUGUUUAAACUGGGCGAGAUAAUCCCCCCCACAAAGGUGCUGCGAGAACGAACACUUCAUCAUAAUAUUGGUGUGAAUGAAGACACCGUCACCUUGUACGUGAUGGUAUACUCCUCGAAUACAAAUAGACAUGACUACUAUCCAAUUGACCAUGCCAAAAACCAUGAUCAUGUGGAAAUAGAGAAGGUCGAGUUCACUCUUGACAUGACGAAAUUCAGGGACAAGCUAGUCAAAAUGACCGAAAAGCAGCGUCGAACUCGGGGACCCGCACGCAAGCAUCCUCAGGGACCCUCUGGCGCACAACGAAAGAGUUCUCGGAAGCGGGUUCCCACCACCAAGGCUUCUGAUUCCCAGAAUAUCUCCGGGCCCACUGGAGAUGAUUCCAGCCCUCAAUUAUCCCCAUCAGGGGUAUGCUCAUUGGAUACCCCUUCAUCACAAAAUACCCCAGGAAGUUCGCAACGACGACAGCCAUCUAUACCGUCGCCAGAACCGAACCAUGAAGAAUCCUCCGCUUCACCUACUGAUGAUAAUCCUACCCUUGAGCAAUAUUACAGUGUCGGUUACAAAUUCGUCAUGGAGGUGGACGGAUUGAUCAUCAAGUAUAGAAUGGAGAUCCCAGAUGCGAAUGAAUGUGUCGAGGGGGAGAUUAACCUGGCGCACAUUCUUCCGCCUGGGUCAUCUUCAAAUUGA
Venustampulla echinocandica is the source of this 2133-nucleotide messenger RNA. RefSeq lists its product as uncharacterized. Bases 1 to 2133 code for a protein of 710 amino acids. Gene Ontology annotation, molecular function: ATP-dependent protein folding chaperone; ATP binding. The transcript is spliced from 9 exons. The record is from RefSeq and is a predicted model, not a curated record. Lineage: Eukaryota; Fungi; Ascomycota; Leotiomycetes; Helotiales; Pleuroascaceae.